CUCCGAGGUCCUAGAAUGACAGAUUCCUUAAAUUGGUGUUGAGGGCAGCGCAUGCUUGUGCGACAGCACUGCCCAGUUCACUUGCUCCCCUGGACUUCUGUUGGUGCUUGAAGUAUUGUUGGCUCAAAUUCAAUCGACGUGUUUCGUUCAUUUGUCUUCUGACUUGCGGCAAUGCCUCGUCAAAGCAGCCGUAGCUCCGCCAGCGCUCCUCAGCGCGCUGCCCCAGCGCCUUCCUAUGGCAGGGCAGCACCAAAGCCAGCUCCUGCUGCAGCCCAGCAGGCACCUCCACCGGCUGCUGCACCAGCUGCAGCACCUCCGGCGGUUGCUCCUUCUGGUGGUGGCAUGAUGUCUGGGUUGAUGGGUUCCAUGAUGUCCGGCAUGGCGGCAGGCACCGGAAUGGCUGUGGCCAAUCGUGCGGUGGAUGCUGUCAUGGGCCCUCGUCAGACUGAGGUGGUUCAUCGUCAUGAGGGUGCUCCUGCACCGGCAGCAAGCAGCCAGCCAGUGUGUCAAUUUCAGCAGGACCAGUUGACCCAGUGCAUGAAGUCUUCGAGUGAGGCUUCCGCAUGCCAGUCCUUCAUGGAUGCGUUGAAGGCUUGCCAACAGGGACAGUGAGCCGACAGUCCUCCAGAUGGCGCCUUGAGAUCUGGUUGCCUUGUCGGUGGCUUGAUAGCAGUUUUGGGCUGCGACAGAAGAGAUCUUCAUCUUUUCGGAGCUAUGAGUUUCUAGGCAAGAUUUCAUGGUUCCAGAAACCAUACUGAGCCCUGCAGAGCCAAAA
This is a messenger RNA of Cladocopium goreaui, 775 nucleotides long. The record is from the annotation of a GenBank genome assembly. Lineage: Eukaryota; Dinophyceae; Suessiales; Symbiodiniaceae.